UAUAAAGCUUUCAAAACACACUAGUAUGAAGUUGGCGCUCACAUCCCCUAUUCUUCGCGCUUUCUAAAACCCCCAAUUUUGUCAGUUGCUCUCUGCGACACUCCGAACACGGCAAAAGAGAACAAAAACGAGCCUCUAAAUUUGAAGAUGGCCACCAAAUUCGACGAUCUGCUCACUUCCGAAUUCGAUGAUAUACCCUUACUUACCGUUAAAAAAAGGAAAAAAGGAAUUAUUGGCUUGGAUGAUCUUUUCAAUGAUCACAAGAAGGAGCAACUGAAUAAAAAGAAGGGAAAGCUUAAGACUUCAAAGACUAGGAAAUGUUGUGUCUCAGAUGAUGAGGAUGAUGCUGUUGCUGCUGCUAACGAGACUGAAAAUAAACUUACUGAAGCUCUUCAUGAUUUUAAGAAGACGAUGUGUGAAGUUGACGGGCAUGAUGGUGCUUUAAACGAUAUUGGGCGGGAAGACACUACCUCAAGUUGGGGGCUGCAAGUUUUUGGAACUCAGAGAACUCCAUCACCCUUGGUUGUUCCUCAUUUAGAAGGUUGCUUGCUGCUACAGAGUUCUGUGAACAAUGUACUCGAUGAGUUGUUGGAUAGUUCACAGAUGGGAGCGACAUUUCUUGAAGGAUUACUCUUAAAUGGCUGGCUUUCAAAAUUGAUUAUAACCCGUGGCUAUCUGGAAGAAUCAAUAGCAAAAUGGACCAUUAAUUUAUUGUUUUACUCUUCGGAUGAAUCACUAAUGGCUUCUGCUUCUGACUUUUGGUGUACUAUUUUUUGCAACAAGGCUGAUGCACCUGUGGUUAAGAUUGAAUGGCUCCCUGGCUUUGUGGAACUCAACAGAGCUCUUGAAACCUUUGGAUUUCAGCUGCAUUCAUCAACAAAAGUCUUGUCUCGUGUAGAUUCAACUCUUGACACAGGUUCUAAACAAAGAGGGCCAUCAACUAACAUCAGAACAUGGAUCAAAUUUGCAGAUGCUUGCUUUCAAGUAAGGAGUAGAUAUUUGGUAUUAUCAAUACGAGAAGCAGAAGAACUCAUAGGAAUACUUAUCUGUCUGUUUCUGGAAAGGCAAUUACUAGGCUUAAGUGGAGUCUUACAUGAUUGCUUGCUAUCAGCUGUUAAUUUUUUUGAGGAGAAAGAAUGGGAUAGCAGCUGUGAGAAAGUAGCAAAAUCGAUUGCAGACAGAAUACCUAGAGAUUUAAACUGCUUGAGGGCAGUGGAUAGUAUUUCAGUAGUUGAUACUCGCAGCAAGCAACUCAGAAGUGUUGUAGCUUUUCAAUUUCUCACAACUUGUUAUGCUGAGCUGACAGAUGCAAAGGGUCUCCUGAAAUUUCUGCUGUCAAGUAAUUUGAAAGACAAGAGCUGUAAUCUUUUCAAGAUAUAUCUGUGCUUAGUUCUUACUGAAAAUUGGCUCCUUUUUGGCAAUGUAUCCGAACCUCGGGUCAAUGAGUUGUGGAGCAGCCUCAUCCGCAAGUGUUCUAUCCAAAUUUCCAACACCAAUUUUAGGCCUUUUGCUCAAGAGAUUCGUAGCAGAGCUUCGUAUCUUCAACAUAGCACAAUAAGAGAUUGAUGGUUUUUGCAUUUUAUGAAGAUAGUUGAAGCUUAUAUAUAUUGCACAUAUUAAUAUCCGUUUGGACGAUGCCUGGACCAAUGGUAGGUGAAACUGAUGCAAGAUAUUGACGACUGAGUCAAGCUAUUGCUCAUCAGUGCCUUCAAAUUUUUCUUCUUUUAUCUUAUUGGUUGAAAAGCUUUUGAGCUAAAUUUUUUGUAGGAUAGUCCAGCACCAGGCCUCUCUUUAACAACUUCGUGAUUUUGAAUCCUCUCGUGUACAAAUGAAUUGAAUGCCCUACAUAAUUUGCAACAACUUCGUGAUUUUGAAU
Messenger RNA from Chenopodium quinoa (quinoa), 1876 nucleotides. RefSeq lists its product as uncharacterized. The record is from RefSeq and is a predicted model, not a curated record. NCBI's taxonomy places the organism in Eukaryota, Viridiplantae, Streptophyta, Magnoliopsida, Caryophyllales, Amaranthaceae. Bases 148 to 1566 code for a protein of 472 amino acids. The transcript is spliced from 13 exons.